GUUCACAGGUUCCAUGCUAAGGGUUUACGAUUUGGGAACUAUCUCUUAUCAAUCGACAAACUUUGCCGAACUUGCCCAACUUUGGACUGAGAAGAAGAAUUAUCACUGAAUCCAACCUGAUACAUUUAAAGUAUGUUUGAGAAAGUAAACUCUUUGAUAAAAAGGAAUAUUCAUCGAUAUAUUUAUAAGAUGAACAAGGCAUAUUUAAGACGGAUAAAUGAAAUCGACCAGUUCCAAUUAAGUUUUGAAUACAGCAAGGAACUUGGAAAUGUUAAGCGGAGCUUCAACUUUUCCAGAAGUCUUUCUGAAAAUGUGGAGAGUCUAUUAAACAGAAUUAGUACAAAUGUUAGUAAAAAACUUUAUAAAAAAAGAAAUAAAAAAUCUGAAACGUCUUCAGAAAUUGUUGAAACAUCGCUCCUGGUUAAUAGUGAAGAAAUUUCAAGUUCCAGUAUUUGCAAAGAUGUGUUUGUUCCGGAAAAUAACAUAAUAUUGUCAAUCAAUGGCAAAUCGUACCAGGUAUUGAUAAAUUCUCCAUGGAUAGAAUCAUUAAGCUUGCCUAAUUCCCUUCUAGCAACUUUUCCUGUUUAUCCCUCAAAAUUUGAAACAGUAUUUACAGAUAUUUCUUUAAGCCAAUAUGUUUGGUCAAAAUCUAAAGAUAAAAUACAUUGGUUAGAAGUUGCCUGUUCAUAUAUAUAUAUACCCAAGAAUGAAGAUAUUGAUAACUAUCUUAAACUGAGCUGCACUCCAGUUAAAAAUAAUUUUGAAGGUCCAGCAGUAGAAAUUGUUUCAAAUUGUAAGGUGGAAGCAAGUCCCGGCCAUUGUCCUUUUGAGAGAAGGCACAGAUUCACAAAAACAAGGUUGCAGAAUAAACAGUUUCGUGUAGUGACAUAUAAUAUACUUGCAGACCUCUACUGCGAUUCAGAUUUUAGUAGGGAAGUUUUAUUCCCAUACUGUCCAGCUGAUGCAUUAAAUAUUGACUACAGAAAACAAUUAAUACUCAAAGAACUAAUUGGUUAUAAUGCAGAUUGUAUAUGUCUGCAAGAGGUUGAUAGGAAAGUUUAUAAAUAUGAUCUGCACCCAAUAUUAUCACAUUUGGGAUACAAAAGUAAUUUUCAUCUUAAAGGAGAUGAGGUGGCAGAAGGCUUAGCGUUUUUCUACAACGAAAAACGCUUCAAACUUCUAGAAUCUGAAAGUUUUAUUUUUUCCGAUCAUAUAGAUAAAAAUGAGUUAUUCUCAGAUAUUUGGACAAGAAUUGAAACAAAUUCGCAAUUGAAGCAGAGAAUCUUAAACCGAACAACCACUUUGCAAAUAAAUAUAAUAAAGUCUCUUGAGCAGAAUGAAAUAUUAGUAGUGGGCAAUAUACACCUAUAUUUUCACCCAGAUGCAGAUCACAUAAGACUUUUGCAAGGAGGAUUGGCCAUUAAAUAUUUGGAACAUACUGUCCUAAAUUUGAGAAAACAAUACGAUAAAGAAAGGGUAUCUUUAAUAUUUUGUGGUGAUUUUAACAGUGUGCCUUCUUGUGGAAUAUACAUGCUAUAUACAACUGGUUCAGUUCCAGGAAAUUACAUUGAUUAUUCUAGUAAUAAAGAUGAAGCGAUAGAAAACAUUGACAUGAAGCACAGUCUUCAGCUGGAAAGUGCUUGUGGUACUCCAAAAUAUACAAAUUUUACAGCUGGUUUUGCAGAUUGUCUGGACUACAUUUUUAUAGAAAAAACUAAUAUUGGCAUUUCACAAGUGAUUCCAUUACCUAGUGAUGAAGAACUGACUCAACAUACAGCUAUUCCUAGUAUAGUGUGUCCAUCAGAUCAUAUAGCUCUAAUUUCAGACUUAGAGUGGUUAUAACAUUUACAUUUUUUAGAAACUAUCUAAUUGUACUUAUAAUGUUUAAUGAUUCAUUGCAAUAAAUGUAUGUUUUUUUUUCUUUUUUUAGUCUUACUAAGGUGCC
Molecule: messenger RNA, 1945 nt
Organism: Cylas formicarius (sweet potato weevil)
Lineage: Eukaryota; Metazoa; Arthropoda; Insecta; Coleoptera; Brentidae
Product: 2',5'-phosphodiesterase 12
Exons: 1
Coding region: 133-1842 (569 amino acids)
Biological process (GO): nuclear-transcribed mRNA catabolic process, deadenylation-dependent decay
Cellular component (GO): mitochondrion
Molecular function (GO): 3'-5'-RNA exonuclease activity
Source: RefSeq, a predicted model, not a curated record